Molecule: messenger RNA, 903 nt
Organism: Pollicipes pollicipes
Lineage: Eukaryota; Metazoa; Arthropoda; Thecostraca; Pollicipedomorpha; Pollicipedidae
Product: lutropin-choriogonadotropic hormone receptor
Exons: 12
Coding region: 1-903 (300 amino acids)
Cellular component (GO): plasma membrane
Molecular function (GO): protein binding
Source: RefSeq, a predicted model, not a curated record
AUGGUGUCUGGCGGGCCGCAGGGUCGUGACGUUCGGCUGUCGUCGCUGCCGGGGCCUCACCUGACCGUCCAGGCCAGCGAGCUGAGCGAUCAGACGACGCCUGCGCAGACCGGCAGGAUCCGACCGCCCGUGCGCAGACCUGCAGGAUCAGACCACGCCUGGGCAGACCAGCAGACGUACUCUCCGCCGCCCGUCUGCGCUACCCACUACGUGGCCCUGACGGCGGUCACGCCGUCGCUCAGCGGCGACCCGCUGGCGGUGCUCGGCGCCGGCGAGCUGGACUGCGUCUGCCACGGCGAGGCAAUCAAGGCUGUGCCGCAGACGCUGCCGCCGCCCGUCAGUCUCAUAACGCUGACUGGCACCGGCAUCCGUCAGAUCGAACGGGACGACUUCCUGCCGUACGCCCUCCAUCUCCGUGACAUUGUUCUCUCCAAGAAUGCCCACCUGCAGCGGAUACGCGCGCACGCUCUGCGCCGGCUGCCGCACCUUCUCAAUAUAUACGUCCAACACGCGCCCAGUCUGGAGUCUGUCAGCCCGCGAGCAUGGUACGACCUGCCGGCGCUCCGCUCGCUGCGGCUGGUGGGCACCGGUCUGGAGGGCAUGCCCGACCUGUCCGGCCUGCAGACGGGUACCAUCCUGCACAUGAUUGACCUGGACGGAAAUAGGAUCAAGUCACUACCAAGUAACAGCAUUAACAUUACCACCGAUCAGCUGUCUCUUGCGAACAGUCAACUGGAGUCCAUCUCAGACUGGGCGUUCAACGGAUCUCGCAUUGGGACACUGCAGCUGAAUGGAAACCUGCACCUGAAGCGCCUGGAUCGCCUGGCCUUCCGGGGUCUGGGAAGUCUCAGAACGCUAUCUUCACUGGGCACCGUCGUCAGUCGGUUCUCGCUGUACCCGUAG